Messenger RNA from Chinchilla lanigera (long-tailed chinchilla), 3125 nucleotides. Its product is annotated as mucin-5AC. Lineage: Eukaryota; Metazoa; Chordata; Mammalia; Rodentia; Chinchillidae. Bases 803 to 3016 code for a protein of 737 amino acids. The record is from RefSeq and is a predicted model, not a curated record. The transcript has 5 exons.
UGAAGCAGGCCCAAAGGUGGGAGUGGAGACAGCCUUUUAUUCACAUUCCAUACCCUCAAAUUCCAGCGAUGAGGGUAGGAUAUUAAGGCCCUUAUGCAUUAAGGAUCAACACAAUGGGGUAAUGGGGAUCCUGGACACUUGCUUCCCACCAGUGAAUAUUAAAUGAAGGUCCAGGAGUCUCUACAGUUACAGGAAUAAGAAGGAAACUUGAGCAGCUCAAGAGUGGUGAAAACAGUGAGAUGCUCUGGGGACAGUUCCUUGAAAAUUUCAUCUGACUCCCAGAGGUGUGUGAACGUACAAGACCUGAAGCCAGAUUCUGGAGACUGAGUCUCUGCCCUCCGGGGACCUGCAACAGAGAGGAGGUCCCCACUCAGAAGCCCCAGGGACUGCUCUAGCUGUGGGCGGAAAGACAACAUUUUCCUCCUUGUAUCAAGAACUCCAACUUCACCAACAGAGAACCCCUCAUAAAAGUACUCAGAAGGACAACUUGUAGUAGAAAAUAUUCUAGAGUUCUUUCCAAAGGGUAUUAUUUCUUCAAGAGGAAAAAGAAAACCUCUUGGAAAUUAAGGAGAAGACAGGAUAAUUUCAGAUGGUUACUCCUCCCACCUCAAUCUCAACGGCACUGCUCUCUUGAGUAAUUUAUUCUUUAGGGGAAUUAACAGCGAAGUUACAAGAUACAAGGUUGAAACUACUAGAUAGUAUUUAUUUAGGUGUCCAUCGUCCUUGGAAUCUAGUUUCUAACCAUCAGUGAAACAUCCCCAUAAGAAAAUCACUUUAAGAAAGAUCUCUAUAUCAGCACAACAUGGUGCCAUUUAAAUAUUAUGAUCAACACUUUCUACCACUAAACCACUCUUGCCACCUGGCCACGACCAAUUCAUUAACACAUCAGUACAAUUCUAAAAAAUUAAAUCAACUUAAUAACCAACCUUUGGCCAAAGUACAAUCCUACAGCAAGAACUUUGCAGCACCUUCAUUAAACUAUAACCAGACAGUCCAGAGCUGCUCAGUAUUGCCUUCUCCCAAGUCUCAACUAAAAAUUUCACAGGGCUUCAACAAUAAGGCUACAAAAUUACAGUUAUCCCCUUCCAAAUGCCUGGUCACUUUUUCACCAGACCACUGGAAAAACUCCUUGCACCCUACUGGGAAAGCCUUGAGCUCACCUUUAUCAUACCCUAAACCUCAGACAACAUCUUUAUCUGAUCUGAACAAGACAUCACCAUCACUGGAACCAAGUCAAACAUGCUGGAGCUCACAGUUACCCCUCCCCAAACCUCAGACUACAUCUUCAAGCCCAGACCUUCACUGGACAUCACCUUUACUAAAGUCUAACCAAAAAGUUUUACAUUCAUCAUUAUCUCAUCUCCAACAUCAAGAAACACCUCUGCUCAAUGCCAUGUGGACCUCCUCUUUGAGACCCCAGCAGAAAGCAAGUAGAUCAACAUUACUUCAAUCCAAUCCUCAGAAAACCUCUUCACUGGAUGGUUUUUGGACAUCUUUAUUGGUACACAACCAAAGGUCUUUGAGCUCCCCAUCACUCAGUUCGAAAGCUCAAACAAACAACUUUCUUCAGACAUCACAUUCUUUGGAGUUCAAUCAAAUGGCUCUAAUUUCACCACUAGAAGAUUCCAGACCUCACAAAAAGCCUAUAUUGACCUCUAAUUCCAGUGUUUUGAGUUUACCGUUAUCCCAUGUGAAAUUAAGGAAAUCACCUUUAUUGCACUCCGCCCAACAGUCUCAGAGUUUAUCAGUGUUCCAGCCCAAAUCUCAGGCAGUGCUUACACUUGAUCAUAGCUUCCAGACCCUCAGCUCACCCAUCUGUCACUCCAAGUUUCCAAAUGCCACUUCACCAAAUGACAAAGACAGAACCACAGAAAUGCCACUAUCUCAUCUCAAACCCAAUGCUGCAGGCCAGGCCUCAUCAAGCACCAAACACUGCCUCAGGAGGACAACUACUUCUCCCUGGGGCUCUGGACUCCAGAGUAAGAGCAGCCUUGAUUUUCGUGAAAGGGUAAAAUCAGAUAGAGAAAUUCCAUGGACUUUACAUUAUGGUCAUCCCUGCAUUGUGAAGGGUGGAACUAUCCCUGACCGUGUUGUAAACAAAAUCAUCACUUCUCUCUCCAAGACCAGAAUCCAAAGGGAUCUCUCCAGACAGAUUCUCUUUCGAAGAAUGAGGGGAAGGCCAAAUCCUCGUCCUGGUCCCCGCCUGUCAUCAGUUUAUACAGUUUGUUUAUCUUGUGCUUCCUGCAUAAAAUCUCCGUGUAACCAUCUCACAGGAAAGAAAGAUCCUCGCUGUGGGAUGCUAUUUGUCAUUCCAACACCUGAGGCCAAUUCCAAGGGGGAAAUAGAGGUGAAAUUACUGUUCAUCCUUAGGUUACCAGAGACUUCUUUCUCACCUUUCCUCCCACCCCUCUCUAUGAAAGGAAGCCAGCUUGAAGACACUCCCAGUGACAGCCUGGAAGAAAUAGAGAAGCUAUCACAGUUUUUCUCUGCCUCUGAAUCUGAUGUCCUCCGGGGGCUCAGGGUGAAGGAAGGAUGGUCGGCAGCAUCCAGUGAGAACCAAGCUGCAAGUCCAAAGGUCCAAGCUGUAGACUGGCUGCUUUACGUUAAAAAUAAUGGCAGUUCUGAUUCGCAAUCCCCAUCCCCAUCUCCUCCUUCUUCUUCCUCUUCCUCUUCCUCUUCCAUUUCCUCUGCCACCCCUUCUCCAACUUCUUCCUCGUCUUCCUCCUCCCUCUUACCCUCUGAACCCCUUCCUUCCCAAGACUGUAGCCCAUGUCCCCUCUCAAACUGUGUAGUCACAAAGCUACUUAGUUACCACAGAUUGCCUCCGGGGGUCUCCUGGCUUGAGUUCAUAUGUAGUAAGGAUUACCAGCCACUUCCGGGAAAGCCAGAUAAGGAGCAGUCACCACAGCCCACAACAACGCCUCUGAGGAAUGCCACCGCAACAAAGGAGACAAAGGGACCAAGCAUGCUGCACAAGUUUUUUUCCAAGCACAGUUUCAAAAAUGAGAAACCCUGAUUAAAUCAUCUUCCAGUGUCUUUGAAAGCAGACCUCCUAGUUCUUUGAGACUAGUGUUUGAUUUCCUAUCAUGUUUUAUAAUAUCCUUAGUAAAAUCUGUACCUCUGUA